This is a messenger RNA of Nannochloropsis gaditana CCMP526, 564 nucleotides long. Its product is annotated as 60s ribosomal export protein. Gene Ontology annotation, cellular component: nucleus; cytoplasm. Gene Ontology annotation, biological process: ribosomal large subunit export from nucleus. Gene Ontology annotation, molecular function: ribosomal large subunit binding. The coding region runs from base 1 to 564 and encodes 187 amino acids. The record is from RefSeq and is a predicted model, not a curated record. The transcript has 2 exons.
AUGACCGCUGCCAAGUAUUGGAAAGCUCCUGUCGAGUGCUUGAUGCAAAGCGGGGACCUGAUCCCCUACGAAGUGCUGGACGUGGAGCUAAUACGCCCACGGCGGGGGGAGGGGAAAGGAGGGCGGGACAAGGGACAGAGGGAGGCAGGAUACCCGGAGGGAGGGAACGGUCCAUCUCGGAAGUGGCAGCUUGCGGAGGUCGAAAUCAUUAAGUCUUCGGAUUUUGGGGUCCGGGACGUGACGCACCGGGCCGUGUCGCACCUGGGUCAUCUCCUUGCGGUUGGGGACACUGUGCUGGGCUACGAUCUGGGCACUGCCACGGCGCUGGGGGAGAGGGAAGGGGGAUGGCGGGGAAUGAAACACGAGCCGCCCGACGUGGUGUUGGAAUUGGAGGAGGACUUAGAGAUGCAGGCGUUGAUUGCGCGGGAAGAGUCUGCCGCGAGGCAACGCAUGGCAAUGGAGGAAGAGGGGGAGGGAUGGGAAGAGGAGGAGAGGGGCUGGGAGGAGCUGGGAGAAGAAGGGUGGAACGACGGCACGGUGGGCGGAAGAGAGGACGGGCAAUAA